GCCCAUGGUGCAGGGAUAGCUGCCGUCUUCAGUCAACCCAAAGCUCUCCAAAGAGAAGGCUGGCUCUAGACAGUUUUCUCAUUCUGUGAAUAUUCAUUUUAAGCAACCUUACUGAAAUGGGACAAUUUGGAAACCUUAUUUCAUGUGCCAAAGAGGAGAUCUGCCCGAAUACUGACUGUUAUCCUGAACUGACGUUCCCAAACAACCUGAUUUCUUCUAUGGCUGAUUUUUGCAUCAAAAAGAAUUCUGUUCUGGAUGGAAAAAUCCUGCUUCUGAAGGAAAUGGACCCCUUAAAUCCCAGUGGGAGUUGUCAUGUGCUGAAGAGGACUGCACUUUCCUGGGACAGCUACUGAAGGAGCUGCAGCUUUUGCCAGACAUCUGGUUCUGCCCUAUUGCAGGGAAACAUGUGAACCUAAAAUUCUAUAACUGAGUACUCCAGACCAUAUUGUAUGUUGUCCUGAUGAAAAUAACUUGUCUAUUGCAUGAGAGCAGGCCAGUAGAGAUCCAGCAGGAAAAGUGAAGUUCAAAUUGGUUCUCUUCUCACAGCUGAAUUUUCAGCAGUCAGUCAGGCUUAAUUCCUGUCACACAUCCCUACCCUUGAGGGAUUUACUUUAGUUUUUGUUUCCAAGUUAAAAAAAAAAAAAAAAUCACUCAACUUCUCUUUAUAGAGUUACAGGACUGUAAUGUUGAAGUCUAGUAACUGAAUGCAGAAAGAAAUAGCCCUCGUAGAAGUAAAACCAAAAGAAAUAAAACAACAGAACAAACCAAAAAACCCCAAAGAGCUUUGCAGUGCCUUGCAACGUUCUGCUCUCCUGUCUUCCAGGAACUACAUGAACGACAGCCUGAGAACAGAUGUCUUUGUGAGGUUCCAGCCAGAAAGCAUUGCCUGUGCAUGCAUUUACCUGGCAGCCAGGACUCUGGAGAUCCCGCUUCCCAAUCGCCCGCACUGGUUCUUGCUGUUCGGAGCGACGGAGGAGGAAAUCCAGGAGAUCUGCUUAAAAAUUUUGCAGCUCUACACACGGAAAAAGGUGGAUUUGUCUGAUCUGGAAAGUAAAAUAGAAAAGAAGAAAUUAGCUAUUGAAGAGGCAAAAGCACAAGCUAAAGGUCUGGUACCUGAGGGAGUCCCGAGUUUGGAUAACACAUCAGGAUUUUCCCCUGCCCCGAAAAAUGAGUCUCCAAAGGAGGUUAAAGGAAAUAAACCUUCCCCACUACCUGUCCAGGCAAUGAAGAAUGCUAAAAGGAAAACAGAGGGAGCCAAAAGAACGAGCUCCAAUAGCCCAGUAAAUGGUGUCCAGAAAGGGAGGGAGAGCAGAAGUCGGAGUGGGAGCAGAGAUCAGAGUUACUCCAGAUCAGCCUCGAGAUCUGCAUCCCCUAAGCACAGGAAAAGCGAGAGUUACUCCACCUCCAGCGGCUCCAAAUCCCACAGCCGCUCCCGGAGCCGCAGCGACUCCCCCCCGCGCCAGUUCAACCACAGCUCGGGCUACAAAGGCUCCAAGGUGAGGAGCUACAAGAAAUCCAAAGACUACAAAUACUCCACACACAAACCCCGCAAAUCCCGCAGCCGCAGCUCGUCCCGCUCCCGCAGCCGCUCCCGGGAGCGCUCCGACCACUCCGGCAAGUACAAGAAGAAGAGCCACUACUACCGGAACCACCGGCACGAGCGCUCCCGCUCCUACGAGCGCGCCGGGCACCGCUACGAGCGCGAGCACCCCGGGCACAGCCGGCACCGCCGCUGAGGGCACCCUGCUCCUGAGCCUGGGCUUCGAACCACCUCGCUCCCUAAGGUCCAUCCUGCUGGAGCUCCCUGCUCCUUCCUGAAUCCAAAGGGUGAGGGGCUCCAUGUGAGAGAUGUCCCGGUGACUGUUGUGCUGGAGCGUCACCCGUCCUGCUCUUUAGUGAUUCCCAUCCCGUAGCGUCCCGUCUGGGACUUCCACUUCCCUGUGGCUCAGCCCUUGGAAUGCUGUGCCCUGUGGAACGGGAAGGCCCCCAGGCAGUUCCUAACCCCUGGGAGUGGCUCUGGUGCUAACAAAGCUGUCUUUUCAUACUGACUCUGGUGUUGUUCAGAUGGGGGGUGACUUUUCUAGCCCUGUUGCCUAUAUUAGGUUCUAUGUGUAUAUAUAUUUUGCAGUGUUACAGUACAAUAUGGAAAUAUGGCCUUACUAGCCUUUACACUUUAUCCACAAUUGUAAAUAAGCAUUUGUUUAAUACAGGUGAAGAUAUAUACAGAAAAUUCAAAACUUGAAUUCUAUAAAAAACAAACCCUUGUGUAGAAAAUUCUGAUAAAUGUGAAAGUAUUUAGCUCUGUGCAUUGAGAGUAGUAUAUUUUUAUCUGUGCAAUGCUGUGUGCAGGCCACCAGCUCAUAAGACAUUUCCUAUAUAUACAUUUUGAGUGGUUUGAAAUUCUUUACUCAGGAUCUUUGACACUCUGAAGAAUUAGUAGUUUGUCAAUCUGCAUGCUUGUUGGAGAACAGAGCGUUUAAAAGCCAAUUAGCAGACCCCCACAGCCCAGUAGUAUCAGUUCUAGUGGUAUAUCUGAGCUGUUACUCUCUCAUGCUCCCUGAUUUCAUUAAAGUAUUUGAUUUUCUAUUAAAUUUA
Molecule: messenger RNA, 2595 nt
Organism: Pipra filicauda (Wire-tailed manakin)
Lineage: Eukaryota; Metazoa; Chordata; Aves; Passeriformes; Pipridae
Gene: CCNL2
Product: cyclin L2
Exons: 7
Coding region: 705-1736 (343 amino acids)
Biological process (GO): regulation of transcription by RNA polymerase II
Cellular component (GO): nucleus
Molecular function (GO): cyclin-dependent protein serine/threonine kinase regulator activity
Source: RefSeq, a predicted model, not a curated record